CCGACCUUCACCCCGGGCGCGACAGCUCAAGAAGGAAAAGUGACGAUUACGUAGGAGAUUCCCCUCUUCUACCAUCUCACGCUAUAUUCUUUGGUUCUCCCCAAGUCGCAUUCGUGCGCACUCAUAGCCCAGAAUGGCAGCCAACAAGCAGGGCAAGAUGCAAAACCUCAUCAACUACCGGAUGAGAGUUACGUUGAACGAUGGCCGACAGAUGACCGGACAGAUGCUGGCUUUCGACAAGCACAUGAACCUCGUCCUCGCCGACACAGAAGAAUUCCGUCGCGUCAAGCGCAAAUCCAAGCCCGCCGCCGGCUCGACCACCGCCCCUCUUGUCGAAGCGGAAGAAAAGCGAACCCUUGGCCUUACCAUCGUGCGCGGUACUCAUGUCGUCUCCUGCUCCGUUGAUGGACCUCCUCCCGCCGAUCCCUCUGCCCGACUUGGUACUGCCGGCCCCGGCGCUGCUGCCGCGGCUGCCACUCUCGCUGCUGGCCCUGGAAUUAGCAAACCCGCUGGACGUGGUCUGCCCGUUGGCCUGGGAGGUCCUGCUGCAGGUGUUGGUGGACCCCCUCCUCCGCCUGGCGGUUUCCCUGGCUUCCCUCCGGGUGGUUUCCCUGGAGCGCCGCCUCCGGGAUUCGCUGGCCGUGGAGGUGCCCCAGGUGGACCCCCUGGCUUCGCUCCCCCCCCAGGAUUCGCACCCCAGGGUGCUCCUCCCGGUGCUUUCCAGCCCCCGCCGGGGUUCCAGCCUCCCGGACAGGGCCGUGGAUUCCCCCCUCCCGGCUUCGGUGGACGGUGAUUCAAAGUUUGCGCGACAUGAUGGCUUGGAAUCUGGCCAUUAUAUAGGCAUGGCAGAUGUUUUGAGCUACGACCCAAGCAACAAUAUCCACUCUCUAUUCGUCGCCAUCUUGACGACCCUCAAACGAAUAGGCAUAGCACCCCAAGUUUUACCAGGCAAGGCGUUGCGGCGUGUGCGGAUGCAGGGAAUGCCCUGACAAAAGAAAAGGUCGACCGAAAAAGGCUAGGACCGACAGAAGUAAUGCUAGAUAUAUUUCAAGCACUCAAUUGUACUAGUGAAUCCCCCAUGAGAUUUUACAGCCUUGGCCUUCUUUUCAUUG
Molecule: messenger RNA, 1112 nt
Organism: Aspergillus ibericus CBS 121593
Lineage: Eukaryota; Fungi; Ascomycota; Eurotiomycetes; Eurotiales; Aspergillaceae
Product: small nuclear ribonucleoprotein-associated protein
Exons: 6
Coding region: 134-793 (219 amino acids)
Biological process (GO): mRNA splicing, via spliceosome
Cellular component (GO): catalytic step 2 spliceosome; cytoplasm; U4/U6 x U5 tri-snRNP complex
Molecular function (GO): RNA binding
Source: RefSeq, a predicted model, not a curated record